ACGAAAGAAGAAGCAGGAAUGCUAAGUACCCGGAAUAAUAUUGCGAAUAUAAUUAAUGAGAGAUCUAGUACCAACUAUACGGGAUAUCAGCAGAGCUGGCACGGCCAAUGCGAGGAAAAGAAACUUCGGGAUCAAGAAUCAUCCUCUAUAUCGGUUGAAGAAUCAUGUGAAAAAGUGAGACCGAAAGUCCCACUUGAGCAAAACAGCAAGUCGGUGCCGAUACAGCCUGAAGAAACAAAAGUUUUGCAUGAUUAUAUAGUCGCCCAAGAUUUCAUUCAAGAAGUGUCUUCAUGGUUCACAGAUGAGGAUAUCAUCGAAGUCGUUGAUGUACUCACUAUCAAUACGAUAAUAGAAGUUGAGCUAGCUCAUUUGUUUCUAAAAAGAUUUCCAUACGGAAAAAGAUUUGAAAUGGGAGUUCAAGAACUUAUGGUAAAAGAAAACAUUUCAGAACAGACAGCCAGAAAACGAUUAUUCCAGGAUAUAAUAAAACACCUUUCUGGAAUAACUUUGGAAACUUUACGUAAAAGAACCCAAAUAUCUAUAAAACUUUACAAAUUAAUCGAAAAGAUAGGAGUUGAUAAGAUUAAGAAUAUAAGAAAUUCAGUGCGGAUUCUAUUUAAAAGUGAGACCGAAAGUCCACCUGGGCAAAAUGGAGUUGUCAAUCAUGUAUCUAAUACAGAAUCUACUAAUAUUAUCAGCAGAGUCGACAUGACCAAGAAGACCUCACCGAUAGCUCAGGCAAGUGCACCGCCUAUAUUUGAACCAGAAGUCGAUACAAGUCCGAUAAAAUCUCUAGGAAGCAGGACACUUUGUGACCUCCUGAAUAUAGAUUGGCAGGCUAAAUUAAUUGGAAACUCAGAUCCAGAAAAGAAACAAAUACAUGUUAUUAAAAUGGUAUUAGAGUGA
Messenger RNA from Acaulospora morrowiae, 906 nucleotides. The record is from the annotation of a GenBank genome assembly. Lineage: Eukaryota; Fungi; Glomeromycota; Glomeromycetes; Diversisporales; Acaulosporaceae.